UUGUAUUAUAAAAAAUACGUACCAGAACUAGUUUCACGGUUGUUAUCGAUAAGUUACAGUGCAUUUUCUCUAACAGAAAAUAUGAUGAAACCUUACGCUGGAACUCAUAAUAAGGGAUCAAAAGAGCGCCUGUUUAAUUACCGCCUUUCACGAGCCCGAAGGAUUGUUGAAAAUGUCUUUGGCAUUAUGUCUGCGGUGUUUAGAGUACUAAGAAAACUUAUGCUUUUACAACCAGAUACGGUAACCAACAUUGUGAUGACCAGUGCAUUGCUACACAACUUUUUAAGACGGUCUAAAAGGUCUAGACUUAUAUAUAGCCCUAUUGGAUCCUUUGAUACUGAGAAAGAUGGCGAGAUUCAGCCCGGUUCUUGGCGCGACGACCAAAGCGGAGUUACUUCCUUACUGCCUCUGCAAAAUCGUCCAAGAAGAACACUUCUUUCCGCCAAGGAUAUAAGAGACCAAUUUGCAGAAUAUUUUAUAACGAACGGUGCCGUUGCAUGGCAAAAUAAUUAUUAA
Molecule: messenger RNA, 516 nt
Organism: Parnassius mnemosyne (clouded apollo)
Lineage: Eukaryota; Metazoa; Arthropoda; Insecta; Lepidoptera; Papilionidae
Source: the annotation of a GenBank genome assembly